This is a messenger RNA of Myodes glareolus (Bank vole), 12393 nucleotides long. Lineage: Eukaryota; Metazoa; Chordata; Mammalia; Rodentia; Cricetidae. The record is from RefSeq and is a predicted model, not a curated record.
UCUGAAGUUACACCCAUCCCAGAAUUUUCAUAGAGCUGGACUAUUGGAAGAAUCUGUCUAUGAUCUUCUCCCAAAGGAGUUACAGUUACCUCCACCUAGAGAAACUUCUGUAGCAUCAAUGAGUCAGACAAGUGGUGGUGAGGCAGGCUCGCCUCCUCCAGCUGUAGUUGCUGCUGAUGCUUCUUCAGCUCCCUCCUCUUCCUCCAUGGGCGGUGCUUGCAGCUCCUUUACCACCUCUUCCAGCCCUACCAUUUAUUCUACCUCAGUCACCGACAGCAAGGCUAUGCAAGUGGAGAGCUGCUCCUCAGCCGUGGGGGUAAGUAACAGAGGGGUAAGUGAAAAGCAGUUAACCGGUAACACAGUUCAGCAGCAUCCAUCAACCCCGAAGAGGCACACAGUGUUGUACAUCUCACCACCACCUGAGGACUUGCUGGAUAACAGUCGGAUGUCCUGCCAGGAUGAGGGGUGUGGAUUGGAAUCUGAGCAGAGCUGCAGUAUGUGGAUGGAGGAUUCCCCCUCCAACUUCAGUAACAUGAGCACCAGUUCCUACAAUGAUAACACUGAGGUACCUCGUAAAUCACGAAAACGAAAUCCAAAGCAGAGGCCGGGGGUCAAACGACGAGAUUGUGAAGAAUCUAAUAUGGAUAUAUUUGAUGCCGACAGUGCCAAAGCACCUCACUAUGUGCUUUCUCAGCUUACCACGGACAACAAAGGCAACUCAAAAGCUGGAAAUGGAACAUUGGACAACCAAAAGGGAGCUGGAGUAAAGAAGAGCCCUAUGUUGUGUGGACAGUAUCCUGUUAAAAGUGAGGGGAAGGAGCUGAAGAUAGUUGUACAGCCUGAAACCCAGCACCGAGCUCGGUACCUGACAGAGGGCAGCCGAGGCUCAGUAAAAGAUAGAACACAGCAAGGGUUUCCAACGGUGAAGCUGGAAGGUCAUAAUGAACCGGUAGUAUUACAGGUGUUUGUGGGCAAUGAUUCUGGUCGAGUGAAACCACACGGAUUUUACCAAGCCUGUAGGGUAACUGGACGAAAUACCACCCCCUGCAAAGAAGUGGACAUUGAAGGGACCACUGUUAUAGAAGUCGGCCUCGAUCCUAGCAACAACAUGACACUGGCGGUGGACUGCGUAGGAAUAUUGAAGCUGAGGAAUGCCGAUGUUGAAGCCAGAAUAGGAAUUGCUGGUUCCAAGAAAAAGAGCACUCGAGCCAGAUUGGUUUUUCGAGUCAAUAUCACAAGGAAAGACGGCUCCACUCUGACAUUGCAGACACCCUCUUCCCCCAUUUUGUGUACUCAGCCAGCAGGAGUUCCUGAGAUCUUAAAGAAAAGUUUGCAUAGCUGUUCAGUGAAAGGAGAGGAAGAAGUGUUUUUAAUUGGGAAGAACUUUCUGAAAGGAACUAAAGUUAUUUUCCAGGAAAAUGUUUCUGAUGAACACUCUUGGAAAUCAGAAGCUGAGAUAGACAUGGAAUUGUUCCAUCAGAAUCAUCUUAUUGUGAAGGUUCCCCCAUAUCAUGACCAACAUAUAACUUUGCCUGUAUCAGUGGGAAUAUAUGUUGUGACCAAUGCUGGAAGAUCUCAUGAUGUUCAGCCAUUUACAUACACUCCAGACCCAGCAGCAGCUGGAGCUUUGAAUGUCAGUGUGAAAAAGGAGACAUCUAGUCCAGCAAGGCCUUGCUCUUUUGAAGAAGCCAUGAAAGCAAUGAAAACAUCUGGAUGUAACUUAGAUAAGGUGAACAUUCUUCCUAAUGCCCUGAUCACUCCACUCAUAUCAAGCAGUAUGAUUAAGACUGAAGAUGUCACUCCAAUGGAAGUAACAGCAGAGAAAAGAUCUUCCCCUAUUUUUCAGACUACAAAGACAGUUGGAUCGACUCAGCAAACUUUAGAAACUAUUUCUAACAUAACAGGAAAUUCAUCUUUUUCAUCACCAUCAUCUUCCCACUUACCUUCUGAAAAUGAAAAUCAGCAGCAGCUUCAGCCCAAGGCAUAUAACCCAGAGGCCCUGACAACUAUCCAAACACAGGACAUCUCACAGCCUGGGACUUUUCCAGCAGUUUCUGCUUCUAGUCAGCUGCCCAGCAGUGAUGCAUUACUGCAGCAGGCUACACAGUUUCAGACAAGAGAAGCUCAGUCGAGAGACACAUUACAGUCAGAUGGCACAGUGGUUAAUUUGUCACAGUUGACUGAGGCAUCACAACAGCAGCAGCCAUCCCCGCUUCAAGAACAAGCACAGACGUUACAACAGCAGAUCUCAUCAAAUAUUUUCCCACCGCCAAGUAGUGUGAGCCAGCUCCAGAGUACUAUUCAGCAUCUGCAAGCAGGAAGUUUUGCAGGUGGCACUGCUGGUGGCAGCAGUGGAAGUGUUGACUUGGUCCAGCAGGUUCUAGAAGCACAACAACAGUUAUCUUCUGUUCUGUUUUCUGCUCCAGAUGGUAAUGAGAAUGUUCAGGAACAACUUAAUGCAGACAUUUUCCAAGUCAGUCAAAUUCAAAGUAGUGUAAGCCCCGGAAUGUUUGCCUCAACAGAGCCUGCAGUUCAUACCAGACCAGAUAACUUACUACCUGGGAGGGCUGACAAUGUCCAUCAACAAACUGAAAACACACUGUCUAAUCAGCAACAGCAGCAGCAACAACAACAACAGCAACAGCAAGUGAUGGAAUCAUCAGCUGCAAUGGUGAUGGAGAUGCAGCAGAGCAUUUGCCAAGCGGCUGCCCAGAUUCAGUCAGAACUAUAUCCUUCAGCUGCUUCAGCAAAUGGAAGCCUUCAGCAGUCUCCAGUGUACCAGCAGCCUUCUCACAUGAUGAGUGCACUGCCUACCAGUGAGGACAUGCAAAUGCAGUGCGAGUUGUUCUCUUCUUCUCCCUCAGUUUCAGGAAAUGAAACGUCAACAACCACCACACCACAGGUUACAACCCCUGGCUCCACUAUGUUUCAGGCACCAAGUUCAGGAGAUGGAGAAGAAACUGGAACACAGGCAAAACAAAUUCAGAACAGUGUCUUUCAGACCAUGGUUCAAAUGCAACACAGUGGGGACAACCAGCCUCAAGUAAAUCUCUUCUCAUCUACAAAAAAUAUAAUGAGUGUUCAGAAUAGUGGUACCCAGCAACAAGGGAAUAGCUUGUUCCAGCAAGGGAAUGAGAUGAUGUCACUUCAGUCUGGGAACUUUUUGCAGCAGUCUUCUCAUUCACAGGCUCAACUGUUUCAUCCUCAAAAUCCUAUCGCUGAUGCUCAGAACCUUUCCCAGGAAACCCAAGGUUCAAUUUUUCACAGUCCAAAUCCUAUUGUCCACAGUCAGACUUCUACAGCGUCCUCUGAGCAGUUGCAGCCUCCAAUGUUUCACUCUCAGAAUACCAUUGCUGUAUUACAAGGCUCUUCAGUUCCUCAAGAUCAGCAGUCACCCAACAUAUUUCUUUCCCAAAAUUCUAUGAAUAAUCUUCAAACGAACACAGUAGGCCAAGAAGAACAGAUUUCAUUUUUUGCAGCACAGAACUCAAUUUCUCCACUUCAGUCAACAUCAAACCCUGAACAGCAAGCUGCUUUUCAACAGCAGCCUCCAAUCUCACACAUCCCAACCCCGAUUCUGUCCCAGGAACAGGCACAAUCCACUCAGCAAGGUUUAUUUCAGCCUCAGGUAGCCCUUGGCUCCCUUCCAUCUAAUCCAAUGCCUCAAAGCCAGCAAGGAGCAAUUUUCCAAACACAGCACUCAAUAGUUGGCAUGCAGAGCAACUCUCCAUCCCAAGAACAGCAGCAACAGCAGCAACAGCAGCAGCAACAACAACAGCAGCAGCAGCAGCAACAGCAGCAGCAACAACAGCAACAGCAGCAGAAUAUUUUAUUCAAUAAUCAGAAUGCCAUGGCUACAAUGGCAUCUCAGAAGCAGCCACCACCAAACAUGAUAUUUAGCCCAAGCCAAAACCCAAUGACUAGUCAGGAGCAGCAGAACCAGUCAAUUUUUCACCAACAAAGUAAUAUGGCCCCAAUGAACCAAGAGCAGCAACCCAUGCAAUUUCAGAAUCAGCCUACAGUUUCCUCACUUCAGAACCCAGGUCCUGCACAGUCUGAGUCACCACAGACCUCCUUGUUCCAUAGUUCUCCUCAGAUCCAGUUGGUACAAGGGUCACCUAAUUCUCAAGAGCAGCAAGUAACACUCUUCCUCUCUCCAGCAUCCAUGUCUGCACUGCAAACCAGUAUAAACCAACAAGACAUGCAACAGUCUCCUCUUUAUUCUGCUCAGAACAACAUGCCUGGAAUUCAAGGAGCCACUUCUUCAGCCCAGUCCCAGGCUACUUUAUUUCACAACACUACAGGAGGCACAAUGAACCAACUACAAAAUUCUCCUGGUUCAUCUCAACAGACUUCAGGAAUGUUCUUAUUUGGCAUUCAAAACAAUUGUAGUCAGCUUUUAACAUCCGGACCAGGUACCUUACCGGAUCAACUGAUGGCCAUAAAUCAGCCAGGCCAGGCACAAAAUGAGGGUCAGGCUUCUGUGACAACACUUCUUUCUCAGCAAAUGCCAGAGACUUCCCCACUGGCCUCGUCUGUGAGCAGCAGUCAGAGCAUGGAGAAGAUCGAUUUGCUUGUCUCAUUGCAAAGCCAAGGGAACAAUUUAACUGGUUCCUUUUAAUGAGAUGCAAAUUCCGUGAAGAAAGAAAUGAUUCCAAGAUGUCCUGAGAACUUGUUCUGUGAAGAUUAUUGAACUAUUAUGGAGAGCUACAUUUGAAUAAAUGGAUAGAUUUCCUGGCAGUAAGAAUACACCCAUACUGCCUGUUGCUGUAAUUCGCCACCAAUGUGCUUUUUGUUUCUAGUAACAGUGAUAACUGAGAAUCUGUUGGAUUUUCCAGCUGUGACAGAAAUGUUUUUGUCCUAGGUUUUAAAGUGCAAGACUGGGUCUCUCAGUUAUUAUUGCUAUUAGAAAAUCACAUUUGUCAUGUUUACUUACAUUCUUUUUUUUUCCCCUGCAUUAUUUUAGUCAAGUAAUGGCUUAGGACAAAGUAAAGUUUAGUAAUGAGUAAGCCUGUGAUUUUGUUGAUGUAAAAAACACAUGGAUGUUGGCCAAAGUGAAGGAGUUUCUUUCAGUUUUCAUGGAGAAACUGAAGGGGAUAAUCUACAAAAACGCUGUAUUUAGAACUCAUCAUCACACACAUGCAGAUGACAUGCUUUUAAAACUGGAUACAGCUGGAAUGUUACUGAAUUUAUUUUUCAGAGAGUUGUUAGUUCUCUGUAUUUUCUACUUAGGGAUUUAGCCAUAACUGCAUAAAAAUAUUUUGUUCUAUGAAUGAAGGGGAUAAUACAUGACAUUAUGAUCUCAUAUUCUCCUUCAGUAGUUUAAACUGACAGAGUAAUUUGAGUCUGUUUUCUUCUAAUCCAGCAUUAGGCUAGUGCUCCCAUUUUAUAUGCAUCUGUAUUGUUUUCCUGUUUAGUUUUAGACAGCUAUUAAUAUACAACGGCUUUAUGACCCUGUAGUAAUUUAGAGAAGGCAGCCACAUUGAUCCAGUGACCUGGCAGUCUGCAGCAUGGGGCCAGGAAUACUCUUUUAGGAAUUAUUGGGAGUUGAUUCCUGAGAAAAAACAAUUCUCUUUUUUUUUUCUUCCAUGAACGGUGCUGUUCUGAAGUCUUCAAAUUUUUCCCUCUAAUGAAAAACAGUAUAAAUUUUUACUUUACAAACAAGGCAAACAAAAAUUUCUCAAACUGUUACUUCACCCUGAGCUGCAGUGACUAUAAUUCACUUGUCACCUCAGUGCUUUACAGUCGAAGUGGUCACUUAAUUGAUGUAAAGCCUUGGGCUUUACAGGGUCAUAUCACUGAUUUAAAAGGAAGAAUUAACUUGUGUUACAUCUAUAGAGAGCAAAAUUACGCACUCCAGAACUCACAUUUGUAGCAUUAGUUGUAGAGUUUUGGGUGUUCUUGCCACCCAUGGGGUGCCUGCUCCUCACUACCACCUACAUCUGGACACAUGCUUAUGUCUCAUUUAUCUUUGGCAUGUGGAAAGAGUCAAUGCAGCAUAAGGCCAACUUGUGUGGCUUCUGUGUGCUGAUAUGUUUUGGUGUCCUGUUUGUUUCUUUUACUUUCUAAGUGUUUAAAAAUUAGCCAGUCUGUAGUUUUCUUUUCCAUCGCCUUAGUUUUCUUUUCAUCUUAUCUCUCCCUUCCUACACAUUUGUUGAGCUGUAUGAAGCUGUGUUGUUGGUUUUGUUUAUAUAGCCAGAUUCCCUCUUUUGUGAUCUUCUUUUGUUCUUUGACUGUUGUUCUUGUCAUUUGUGUUUCCUCUUUGUCCUUGUUUUUCUGCCCUAGCCCUUCUUUCUCUCUCUGAGAGGCAUUGGAUUACGUUUUCAGUAGUACAGGCUUCUUGCCGAUAUGAAGGGAACUUUCUAGAAAGAGACCUACUCUGGUCAUUUAAUUUUGAAAACAGUUUUCAAUCGUUCAAGUUUUGGAUGGUUUAUAUCUAAUGUGUGUUUCAUUUUUUUGGAAAGCUAUAUUUUAUAUUUAGGAAAUGGUAUACUAUUUUGCUAUUUGUACUGAGUGAGUACAUUGGCAUAAAUAUAGAAAUUUAUAUAUAUAUAUAUAUACAUAUAUAAACUAUUCUUUUUUGCCACACAUUUUUGUGGUAAAUUUGUGAGUUUGUCUGAUGUUCUACCACAACGUGGCGUCUGAUAACAGUGAGGGGUUUGUUAUGUCUUUAUUGAGUAUUUAAGUACCUUUUGAAACAAAUGGCCUGUUUAUCUGUAGCCAUUCCAUCAGGCAGUUCCUUGAUGUUACUAGUGAGCUAAAGGCAACUACUGUGCUUUUGCUGGAUAUUCACUCAGCAAGGUGUUAAAGAGCAAGGAAACUUAUUGAGGCAGUGUGUCAAAUGGUGUUUGACAAGAAUGAGCCACUCUGUUCACUAUAUAUUUAAUAUUUUAUUAUUGUUGUUCUUAUUAAUUGGCUUUCUGUAUCCUAUGCCUUUUAUUUAUAAAGACACUAAAAGUACCAUGUUUGUAAUUUUAAUAACAUUUUCCAUCUUUUAAUAGCCAGAACUACUUUAUAGAUUCUCUAAACCAAAAGUAUUUUCCUCAGUAUCUCCCUUCUCCCCUAUGCCCUACAGGGAAAAAUCACCCAACAUGGUUCAGGUUCUGAGAGGGGUCAGCCACACAAUUCAGUGCUGCAGCUUUAAAACAUACAGUGGGCACUAGUGUGCUAUCUGGAGCAUCAGAGGAGGCAGACUGCAAGAUUGCUUAGGAAAGAUGGAAGUCAGAGUUUAAAACCACAUUGACUUCUGAGUUUUCUGGUUUACUUUCUGAGAUCAGGAAAUCUGUUUAUUCCAAGUUGAAAUCAGAAUGUUUGUUGCGACUGCACCGUCAGUGAAGUGGCAGCAAGCGGUCUGGCUUGUGUGGUGACUUCUGUUUGUUCUGUACUAGAAGCUUAUCCUUAUACAGUGCUGAUUGGCAAUGCCGAGUCACUGGGACCAAUUUCUGUCUUAAACUGUCGGAGUGUAGAACAGAACAUCACCUGAACUGUAGUGGUUUGAGUGGAUGGAGGCAGAAACCCCUAUUUUUAGUCUCAUCACUUCUGUGGUUAUUUAUACAAGGGCUGUGCUGUGCUACCAUAUUCCUGUUCAAUAAUGAUGGAGGUUUAUUUGUUUUCUUACAUUGUUAAACGUUCCUUGCCCCUAAAAGGUGUGUGUUAAGUACAAUGUUCUGAAUAUAUGAUUUGGUUACAAAAAGUAUGUGUCUUCUUAUUGAAGAGUUAGCUCAGUGGUUGAUACUUGUGCUAAGAAUGCAGCUUCUCAGUUCCUGUUACUGAUAGCUACCUGUGGGAAGACUCAGUGAGCCAGAAAAGACCUUGGUAAUCAGGAUAUAUUAAAUUUUUAUCUGGCAGAAGGACCUAAAUAAACUGUGAACUACAUUUUAUUCCUUUGUUACAUUCAGUUCUUGCUUUCAACAACUCACAGAAAUGCUUGGAGCUUAUCUCUCUCUCUCCCACCCCGCUCCUUGGAUGAGCGUAUGUGUGUGUGCAUGCAUUUAUGUGCUUGUUAUUCCUUAUUGUCAUUCCACACCAGGGAAAAAGACAAUUAGAUAUUUUUGUUGUUGUUGUUUUCAAGGCAGUGUUUCUCUGUGUAGCCCUGGCUGCUCUGGAACUCACUCUGUAGAUCAGGCUGACCUCGAACUCACAGAGAUCCUUUGCCUCCUGAGUGCUGGGAUUAAAUGUGUGUGCACUACCACUGCUCGAUUUAGAUAAUUAAUUUCUAAGAUUUGCUGUGGGCUUUUCUGAUUUUAACAUGUAAUUUGUUAUUUAGCCAAUGUAGGUCUGUCUAUCCCAUCUCCUUAGAACAAGUGUUUAAAGAACUUUGUUUAUUAUAGAAGCUGUAUUAAUGAGAGGCCUCUUUCCCUCUCUCCCAUUUUCCCAUCCUUCUUUGCCCCGACCUCCUUAUAGUAUUGUGAAUAAUAGUUUAGAAUUUCAUUAUUGUGGAUUUAUUGUCUACCAGAAUUUUGGCUAAUCUACUCAGAAAAGAAAAAAAAAAACAGAAGGAAGAAAUUGUGCAUAUGUCCCUUCAGAAUGAAAAUAAUUUAUUUUGACCUUUUUGAAUGUUUGUUUUUGAUUUUUCUAUGAGGUUGCACUAUGCUGCCCAAGUACUGGGCCUGGAGAUAUGAAACACCUUAUCUGAGCCCCCUUUGGCCUUUUUAAGCUGUUGUAAAUGUUUAUUUGGGGAAAAUGGAAUCUGUCAGCAAAUAAGAACCACAACAAAAUGACUGAGUACUUCUUAAAUUCAGCAUAGUUGCACAUAUUCUCAGGGGCUAGACUGAGAAUUUUUCUAGUAAAAUUUUCUUCUAUCCCUGUUUCCUGAGUUUCAACUGGUUGAAACUAGUUAAAAGUUAUGGGGAGGCCUCAUCAUUUUACUCUGAAUCACGAGCGUAGCUUCAUUUCUAAGCGAGAUGUUUAUUUUAUAUCUGCGUGCUUUUGGUUAUGUGGAGGGGCUCAAUGACAAAGAAAAACUGUGAUUCAGCAGAUGUGUUAGAGAAGUAGCUCAGACCUGGGGGUGUGGCUCAGGGUAGAGAGUCUGCAUACCUUGUGCAAGGACCUGAAUUUGAUGCCCAGCACCACCGAAAGUGAGAGAAGCAGAAGGUGGGUGUACACACUAGCGAGAGGACGAGCACUCAUCCAUCACAUACUGAGAGCUUUCCCCUCUGCCUACCUUUGUCACUCGUGCUUAGCUGUGACGGUGGCAUUCACUGUGCAGGAGACUGACUCUCUAUAGUAUCGUUGGUCAAUUGUCCCAGCGCCCAAAUUACUUUUAAACUCUCUGUUUUCAUGCCAUCUUAAGCCUUGUAUGUUAAUGAAAUCCUGUUUUUAUUGCUCUUUCAGACAAUUUUUACAUUUGUAUUUUAUAUAUAGAUUAAAUGUUUAUGGAAAAGUGCCUUUUUACCAUGCCAGUGCACCCUUCUUAUAAUUCCACCUUUCACUGUUGCCAAAAAAUAUGAAUAACUGAUUUCAACAGGUCCCAAUGCUGUUGUGGCUUACAUGAAUUAACUCCAAUUUUCUCAUUCCAGCAAAUUAGUAUCUGGGUCUUACCUGAACAAUAAUGAAAAUUUGUGUGUGUGUAUGUGUGUGUGUGAUUCCAUGCACACAAGUGUGUGCAUUAAAUAUUAUGAAGGCACUACUUAUAGCAUCUUCUCUGGUCCUAAUUAACGGCGUGAAGAGUGGUCAUUAAAACAUAGGUUUUGUAAGACCUGGAAUAAUGUUGAUUUCUUUUUUUUUCCUGUCUAAUUAAGCAUGGCAAAGUAGUUUAUUAUAUUUCUUUUCUAUCAGGACUCUAGUUAAUUGACCUUGGAAAACUUAGUGUCAGGAAAAAUUAGGAAGAAGUCAUUGAGUCCUGGGAGAGCUAAGGUAGUUUCUUUAGUAUCAGAUACAGUUGAAUUGAAUGUCCUGGUUUUUGUCCAUUCUGUUUCUGAUCUAGCACCUUACCAAGCGGUGGCACUUGAAGAAAGGGCCAUCAGCCACAAAUUAAGGACAGCCAUAACUUAAACUUUGAAAUGUGUUCCCCAUGGAAGUGUUUUUGUGAUUGUUGGUGGACUGAAGACUGAAGAUGGCAAACUUUUAUGCAAUAUUCUUAAUACCCCAUUGUGCACUUUAACCAUUCCAAAGAAAGCCAAGAAUACAUCUUAACUCUUCAGAGCACUGCAUCCGUUCUUAUUUUAGAUAGUUGGCUUGAUGUGUUAGAUGAUGGCUUUUUAAAGUAACCUGGAGCAAGUGUGGAAUUGCUGUUUUCUAAAGGAUGCUUAAGACUUUGACAUGUAGUGCAGGGAAAUGACUCCACUCUAACAAACCAUAGUAAACCUUUGACUAGCUGUUGAGUAUAUUGAGAACUACUUAGAACCAUUCCCCUUCCUGUGUAUCUUAUAAGAAGGCUGUAAUAGUUUGUAUCCAUGUGGUGAAUGCAGACCAGUAUGGUCCUCCAUCCAGCAGCUAGUCAGUGAGCAGGAAGCCAGCUAGAGGUGCAUAUUCUUGGGCUAUAGCCCAGUCUUGCUGAGUUACAUCUGAAAUGGGGCCCCGCAGUCCGUCUGACCCAAGUCCUCAAUUGAGUCUGAUUCACCUGAGCUUCAGAGCCUAGUAAAAGUGAGAUUCUUUCUUCUUUAUGUAUAUUCAGCCUCACCUGGUAUUCUGUGAUCAUUUAUCAGCAGUGGUAAUUCAUUCUUAGUACUGCCUAAGAAAAUGCAUAUGUUUUAUGUAUGUAUAGUAUAGUUACUGAUAAUUCAUUUAACUUGGUUUGGCAUUUUUCUACCACUGACUAAAAAGUUUACAUUAACUGAUUUCAAUAUAUAGGUGCAAUGGUCUGUUUUUUCUUUAGUUGUUGUGACAUUUACUUAGCUAAAAUAAUUGAUGGGUGCUACAGUCUCCUGUUUAUGCAUAAUAUGGGUACGUUGUGGGCAGGGUAAUAUAAGCUCUCUCUUCAUUGUCUCUUACUUUAUCAGCAGACUAUGGUUCUGCUCUGGCUAGACUAGCUUUCAGAACAGAGUCACCAUUCCGUAUCAUUGUCUUGUAUCUGCGAUAGUAAAUCAGAUGGCUGGCCAGGCCAACAUAGCACCUUGUUUAAUUUCUUUUAUGAGUUGAUGAAGAUUCCUAUCAAGUAGCUUAUUUGACAUUUGAAUGCUGCAGUAGAGUAAUGGUUCUCUUUGGUACUCACGCUUCAGGUGAAGUACUUCACAGAAUGCUAAGAUAGUACAUUUUAUAACUUGGGUGUUUCCUCCAUCUCAGUUGUGUGCAUCCUACAAAUAAGCAGGUUUAUUCAUAUUUUUCCUUUAUAAUUCAGUACUUCCAUCAUUAAUCUUCCUUCCACUGUUUACAAGUCACUGGUGAGGUAGCUCAUGAAGAAGGAUUCCCUUUUCAGAAUAAACCAUGAAUACUUGCUUUCUGAGGAUCACUGCUCUCUGUCCAACACAGCAGUACUAAGUGGCUUCCUCCACAAACUGAUGCUGGAAAGUACGUAGGCAAACUGCUGAGAUGUUCUAGAGACGUCCUCUCUUCCCCUCCUAAUUAUGUCAUCUGUUGCUGGACCCAGAGCAUUCUACACAAUCUAUUCAGCCCCCAUUUGUAAUACUUCCUUAAAAAUCCUGCAUUCAACCAUGUCACCCUACCUGCUCUUUCACACUGAUCUCCCCCACCAGAGCCCAUCCCAGGAGGAAUACAUAUGAUUUGUAGGGGUGGCCUGUUAGCUGCCAUUUUAGCUAAUGAGCCUCAGGAUGUUGAGAGUGGGUUUAGAAUCAAACUUCUGUGACCAAUAAAAGCCUGUCCGGCUGGAGUUAGAGCUAGGUAGUUAUAACCUAAGGUGGGUGCAAUCCCUAGUGCAAAAAGAGAGAGACUAGAGAAGGAAAAAGGAGCAGUCCUGCCCCAGAGUGAUCAUGAUUUUACUCAGUAGAGACCUUCUGCAGUGCAAUUGAACUAACUCCUUCUGUCUAUAAACUGUACCUGCUCACCUUGUUCUUUUCAAGGAUAAGCUCCAAGUGCUUGCUGCUUUCCUGGCCACUUGACUGCGUUUCACGCUCUUUUUACUUCGUGUUUUAAUGAGUAACUUGGAAUAUUUCAUUAACUUGUUCUCAAGUGAUUUAGCUGCCAUUCUGCCAUUUUGAGUUUAAUUUUAUCUGCUUGAGCACACUGAUCAACCACUGACCUGCCUUCUUGCAUUGUCCUGCAAUGAUGUAAGAGUGACAUUUGUGUAAUGGCUUCAUAGUUGGAAUUUCAGAGCACUGACACCAGAUAUUCUUAGUUUCUUCUCUGGGGGAAUUUCAUUUGCAUCUAUGUUUUUAGCUAUCUGUGAUAACUUGUUAAAUAUUAAAAAGAUAUUUUGCUUCUAUUGGAACAUUUGUAUACUCGCAAUUAUAUUUCUGUAAACAGCUUCAGUCAAAAAUAAAAUAUUGAAAGUUUUCA